This is a messenger RNA of Arvicola amphibius (Eurasian water vole), 4300 nucleotides long. RefSeq names its product EBF family member 4 (gene Ebf4). The transcript has 14 exons. Gene Ontology annotation, molecular function: RNA polymerase II cis-regulatory region sequence-specific DNA binding; DNA-binding transcription factor activity, RNA polymerase II-specific. NCBI's taxonomy places the organism in Eukaryota, Metazoa, Chordata, Mammalia, Rodentia, Cricetidae. Bases 1 to 1626 code for a protein of 541 amino acids. Gene Ontology annotation, biological process: regulation of transcription by RNA polymerase II. The record is from RefSeq and is a predicted model, not a curated record.
AUGUUCCCCGCACAGGACACUCUGCCCCGAGGUGGGCUCCACCUGAAAGAGGAGCCGCUGCUGCCCUCCAGCCUGGGCUCCGUGCGCUCCUGGAUGCAGAGCGCGGGCAUCCUGGACUCCAGCACCGCGGCGCAGAGUGGCGUGGGCCUGGCAAGAGCACAUUUUGAAAAGCAGCCCCCCUCCAACCUCAGGAAGUCCAACUUCUUCCACUUCGUGCUGGCCAUGUACGACCGGCAGGGGCAGCCCGUGGAGGUGGAGCGCACAGCCUUCAUCGACUUCGUGGAAAAGGAUCGAGAGCCUGGCACAGAAAAAACAAACAACGGGAUCCAUUACCGCCUUCGGCUGGUGUAUAACAAUGGACUCCGGACAGAGCAAGACCUCUAUGUGCGUCUCAUUGACUCCAUGUCGAAGCAGGCUAUCAUCUAUGAAGGACAGGACAAGAAUCCUGAAAUGUGCCGAGUGCUGCUCACUCACGAGAUCAUGUGCAGCCGGUGCUGUGACCGCAAGAGCUGUGGCAACCGGAACGAGACGCCUUCAGAUCCAGUCAUUAUUGACAGGUUCUUCCUCAAAUUCUUUCUCAAAUGCAACCAGAACUGCUUGAAGAAUGCAGGGAAUCCCCGAGACAUGCGCCGCUUCCAGGUGGUGGUGUCCACGACAGUGAGUGUGGACGGACACGUGCUGGCCGUGUCUGACAACAUGUUUGUGCACAACAACUCCAAACAUGGCCGCAGGGCCCGGCGCCUGGAUCCUUCUGAAGGUCAGGACUCCCGGCCCAGCCCUGGCCAACCUCAGUUUCCAUCUUGGUGCAGCCCCCUGACCUGGGUCCUCUCCUACCUCCCAGCUGCCACCCCCUGCAUCAAGGCCAUCAGCCCCGGGGAGGGCUGGACCACGGGAGGCGCCACCGUCAUUAUCAUCGGAGACAACUUCUUCGACGGGUUGCAGGUCGUGUUUGGCAGCGUGCUCCUGUGGAGCGAGCUCAUCACUCCCCACGCCAUCCGGGUGCAGACGCCGCCGCGGCACAUCCCUGGGGUGGUAGAAGUGACCCUCUCCUACAAAUCCAAGCAGUUUUGUAAAGGAGCCCCCGGCCGCUUUGUCUACACGGCCCUUAAUGAGCCUACCAUUGACUACGGAUUCCAGAGGCUACAAAAAGUCAUUCCCAGACACCCGGGGGACCCUGAGAGGCUGCCUAAGGAAGUGCUGCUGAAACGGGCGGCUGAUUUGGCGGAGGCCCUGUACGGAGUGCCCAGCAGUAACCAGGAGCUCCUCCUGAAGCGUGCAGCGGACGUGGCCGAGGCUCUGUACAGCGCCCCGCGCGCACCUGCACCCCUCGGACCCCUUGCCCCCAGCCAUCCACACCCCGCCGUCGUGGGCAUCAACGCCUUCAGCAGCCCUCUGGCCAUCGCCGUCGGGGACGCCACCCCGGAGCCGGGCUAUGCCCGCAGCUGCGGCAGCGCGUCGCCCCGGUUCGCGCCCAGUCCUGGCUCUCAGCAGAGCAGCUAUGGCAGUGGCCUUGGAGCUGGUCUCGGCAGCUACGGUGCGCCGAGUGUCACUGGCCUCGGCGUGCCAGGGUCCCCUAGCUUCCUCAAUGGCUCCACCGCAACCUCACCUUUCGCCACCCUCCCAUGAUUGUGGAGCCGCCCUUAAUUAGGGGGACCUGUGCUGAAACCUGGUGGACAGCAACCUUUUGGUCCUUCGCCGGGACUUCGGGAGGAGGCUGGCGGCCCCUGCUGGAAGCCUAAGGAAACUCUAGAGACUCGGGCUUCCAGCGCCCCGCAGCCCCGGGAUGUGUGGCUCCGGGUUUCAGCAGCACUUCCUGGGGCAGGGGAGGAAACGGUGGACCGAGUGGCGGCCCCUAGGGGCUCGGCGGGGCCCUGGAGGAGCUUCCUCACUCCCUCACCCAUAGGGCACUUAUUCCUGUCCCAUCCCUCUGAGUGCCUUGGGCAGCCUCUCAGGUUCUCCCAGAUGGUUCAGGCAUAAUGAGAAUUCCUUGUGAUCUGGACUGAAUUCAGAAUUGAGUGUUUUCGCCAGGAGCUGACAGACAUUCAACAGGUUGCACCUUUCAGUAAAACAAGAUCAGUAACACCUCCCCACCUUGCCCCCACCUCAGAUAGCUCUCUUAUCUGAAUAUGUCUCUAGAAAACCAGACAAAGUUCAGAAAGAACGUUAUGAUUUUGUAGGCCCAGUCUGAAUGGUAGUUGCUUGGCAUUUUGGGUUAGGUAGCUCUGUGGUAGAUGGACGGACGAUGGAUUUUUAUGCUUAAUCAUUUCACACUGCCUGCCAGUCUCUUGAAAUGCCGAUGGCUGCUUGGCGGGUACUUAUAAUCCACAUGGUGAGAGCACUAAGCUUGGGGGUUCUCUGUGCACCCAUUCUCACCAGCAAGAACCUCUUUACUGGUCACAAGAGAGUUUGUCCCUCAGGGCCUGGGGCACUAUGAAUCUGAGAAAUAGUGACAUCUGCCAAAGAAGGAGCUUUUGUGGCUUUACCUGCCGUUUCCACGCUUCUGCCUCUCCAUUCCUGUCUGUUUUUCAUUACCUAAAAUAACCGUCUAGCUACCUGCCUAGCUUUCUUUACCACGGGUGCUGCUCUUACUGGCUACAAAUCCAGCCUGGCACCUUCCUUUGACCUUGACUUAAUUUGUGGAACCCAACGUCCCCCCCAAGCCAGAGUCCACACGGGCUGUAGCCUUCCUGUGUCCCUCCACCCCCAGGCCAGUCUCUCCUGGCACCUAGCCAGCUCCCACUGCUCCACAUCCCUUCCGUUCUAAGGCAGUGACCUCUCAGCCUUCUGGUUUCCGUUGUGUUUGACUCUCUCACCCUUUCCCAGACACACAGCAGUAUGUCAGCAGUGGAAGGGGGCUGCCCCAGUGCACAGUCUCUCCAGGGUCACCCCAGUCAGCCAGACCAGAACUUCCAGAGUCACUCACCCUCAGCAGGGUCACUCGGGGUGCUACCUAGGCCUGUUCCCGUCUCAGAAAGACACACUUACAUAGGGUGUCAUUCUCACUGAGUUCGCCAGGAUGUCCCUGAAUUGUCCUAGUCAGAGGAUCUAGGGCUGUCUUUGUAGAACUCCUUAACUCUGCAAAAUGUGGCUAUUAGUUCUCUGAGCCUUGGCAGAUACCACAAAUAUUCUUUUUUAUAUAAUAGGUGUUAAGCACUCUGUAAUGCCCAGGUCUUUACCAGGAAGCACUGAGCAUUUUUCUCUAGGAGAUGGUGACCGCAGGCUAAGGAUGUUGAGGAUAGGUGCUAUUGCAGUCAUUUUUAUACCCACAGCGAACGGGUGUUCUGAUGUCAAAGUAGCCUUCUCAGCCACAGAUUUCUUCCAGGAAGUCUGUACCCGCUGUCCCUUGCCUGCUGGUUGGAGAAGAUUAAAAAAUCCUACCUGCUGGUCUUUAGAAGAGCGAAGCCGGGAAUUGGUUCAGAUGAAAACAUAGAAGGUGGAACUGAGCUGCGCUACACAGGAGCCCUCGCAGAUACGAGAGGCUCCCGGGGUUCAGACUGGAGAUGGCAGGGCCUUGAAUUAAAGUGGAAGAAACAGUGCCCAGGGCUGGGGAGCAGAGAAACAAAGUGCAGGGCGCAUUGCGUAGGAACGUUCAGUAGAGACAAACUUAGGGGCUUGUGUGAGCUGCCGUUCAUGGUAGAGCGGCUUUAGACGGGAGGGUGCAUAUAGGCUGCAUAGACACCAAAACUUCAUCCCUGUCUACUUACUCCGACUUUGAUGUGACUCUUGAACUUUGAGCGGAGCCUUGGCAGCGCAGCCCCAUAAGCAUUUCUUAGCGUUUCAGAACUCCGGUGGCGCUCAGCAGGAUUCCACCUUUCCACCUCUUUCUUAUCUCCCAUCUCUGAGAGCACUGCCCACUACUUGCUUUGUUUCGUUUUCCCUGGGCCUGAUCCUGUCUUCUCCAGCCCUGAAAAUGGUGUUCAGAACACCUGAAAAGGCCAGGGCUGGUCCAGCAUCCAGCAGCUCCCUUCUUACCUCUAGACAUUAUCUUGUCCUGGUCUUCUCAGGACCCUCAUAGCCCCCAGGGAGGUCUGAGCCUGCAGCCUGGUCAACAACCCACACGGGACUCACUGCCCACGUGGCACCCCAACCCUGCUGCUCACUCUGGUACUGUCUUCCUGUUGUGUCUCCCACUGCCUUCCUUGCUGCACCUGCCCCUUCCUCGCCCCGCCCCGGAGUCAUGCCCUCUAGCCCCCCGCUGGCGGCUGCCUCCUCCAUGUCCCUCCCGGCCGCUGCCCCCACCACCAGCGUCUUCUCCUUCUCGCCUGUCAACAUGAUCUCCGCUGUCAAACAGAGGAGCGCC